CGGUGUGCUCGCUUUUAACAAGGAAGCAGCACUCUUUUGAUGUCAAUGUGUAUUUAUAGUUUCGACGUUGCUGUAUGCUCCUUUACUUGAAUUUAGCUCUUUUUAAACGCGAUUUCCGGCGUCCAGCAUGGCAGGACAAGGUGUUUCCCGCAGGAUGCGAGCCUGUUUGGUCUUGCUGCUCGCGUACCUGACUGAAGACCAGCGAGCCUCAGCCUCGGAGACCGUGAGAAGUUUCUAUGACACCCUGAAUGUUGAGCGGACUGCCUCGGACACCCAGAUCAAAAAGUCUUUCCGCAGCCUGGCAGUGAGGUACCACCCUGACAAGAACAAGAGCGCCCAAGCUGAAACCACUUUCAGGGAGAUUGCAGAAGCCUAUGCAGUGCUGUCAGAUAAGAAGAAAAGGCGUCUCUAUGACAGCGUGGGUCAUGAGGCCUUCUUGGAAAACCCGGACUCAUUUGAAGAUGAGGAUGAGACCAGCUUCCACUUCAGUUUCUCAGACUUAUUCCAGGAUUUCCAUGACAUUGCCUUUAUGGAUGAACCACACAUUCACUGGAGCUUCUUCCAGGAAGAGGAAGAGGAAGAGGAAGAGGAGUACUUUCACAACAGACAUUACAGUUCUGAAGACUCUACCUUCAGCUUUUAUUUUGAUGAUGGAAAUGAGGAGGAGCAUCACUAUUGAUUUAUUGUUUUAAUAUACCCUCUUUUAUUUAUAAUAAAAUUUUUCAAGCAA
Messenger RNA from Poeciliopsis prolifica (blackstripe livebearer), 730 nucleotides. RefSeq names its product dnaJ homolog subfamily B member 9-like. Gene Ontology annotation, cellular component: endoplasmic reticulum. Bases 128 to 679 code for a protein of 183 amino acids. Gene Ontology annotation, molecular function: protein-folding chaperone binding; misfolded protein binding. The record is from RefSeq and is a predicted model, not a curated record. NCBI's taxonomy places the organism in Eukaryota, Metazoa, Chordata, Actinopteri, Cyprinodontiformes, Poeciliidae. The transcript is spliced from 3 exons.